Molecule: messenger RNA, 1721 nt
Organism: Jatropha curcas
Lineage: Eukaryota; Viridiplantae; Streptophyta; Magnoliopsida; Malpighiales; Euphorbiaceae
Product: protein DETOXIFICATION 2
Biological process (GO): xenobiotic detoxification by transmembrane export across the plasma membrane
Cellular component (GO): membrane
Molecular function (GO): xenobiotic transmembrane transporter activity; antiporter activity
Source: RefSeq, a predicted model, not a curated record
UAAAUAAAUUUGUGUCAUGUCCAAUUUUAUUUUCCUCUUCUUCAUCCUCCCUUGCACGUUUGUUAGGUGCUAUAUAAAAAAUUGUUAAGUACCAUACUGAGUAAAUCUACCUUAUCACUUUGUUUGUUGUAUAUGAAGUAGUGUAUAUAAGUUUUGGCAUUUCCAAGAAAAGUUGUACAUGAUUCAGUCUUGUUGCUGUCAUAUAUGGAAGAGUCAGCUGCAACCAGAGUUGAAGAGAGAAAAUGGGCAAUAACGAGGGAUGGGUUUUUGAAAGAGCUAAAGAAGGAAAGCUGUUUAGCAGCUCCAAUGGUGGCAGUUUCAGUUCUGCAGUAUCUCCUGCAAGUUGUAUCGGUGAUAAUAGUAGGCCACCUUGGUGAUCAGAUUGCUCUCUCUAGUGUCGCCAUUGCUACCUCUAUUUCUAACGUUACUGGAUUUAGUCUUCUUUCAGGAAUGGUGGGUGGGUUAGAAACUUUGUGCGGACAAGCUUAUGGAGCAGAACAAUAUCACAAGCUUGGAACCUAUACUUACACUGCUAUUAUCUGCCUGAUCAUAAUUUGUCCUCCAAUAUGUUUACUUUGGAUUUUCAUGAACAGAUUACUUCCUCUUAUAGGCCAAGACCCUUUAGUUUCCAAGUUAGCUUGUACAUACUCGAUGUAUCUAAUCCCUGGAUUAUUAGCGAGUGCUGUACUUAAACCUUUAACUCGUUUUCUUCAAACACAAAGUUUAAUUCUUCCAAUGCUUUUAAGCUCUCUUUUCAUUUUAAUUUUCCACACAGCUGUGUGUUGGAUUUUUGUGUAUAAGGUAGAAUUAGGAUAUAAGGGUGCAGCUUUAGCUUUUAGUUUAUCAGUUUGGUUAAACAUAGCAUUACUUGGAUUUUAUGUAAAAUUCUCUUCUGACUGUGAGAAAACUCGAUCGCCUUUUUCGAAAGAGGUAUUUUAUGGUGCCGGAGAAUUCUUUCGCCUUGGAGUUCCUUCUGCUGUAAUGGUUUGUCUCAAAUGGUGGUCAAUGGAAUUGCUAACUUUGCUUUCUGGGCUUUUACCAAAUCCAAAGUUGGAGACUUCUGUGCUUUCUAUCUGCCUUACAAUUUCAACGUUGCACUUCACUAUACCACAUGGAUUUGGAGCUGCAGCAAGUACAAGAGUUUCUAAUGAACUAGGAGCUGGAAAUCCACAGCUAGCAAGAUUAGCUGUUUUGGCUGCGAUUAGUGUUGCUGGAGCAGAGGCAAUUAUUAUAAGCACCCUCAUUUUCAGUUGCCGACAUAUCUUAGGAUAUGCUUACAGCAAUGACAAACAAGUUGUCAGUUACAUCUCAAUCAUGGCUCCUCUUAUUUCACUCUCUGUUAUUAUGGACAGUUUACAAGCAGUCCUUUCUGGUGUUGCCAGAGGGUGUGGGUGGCAGCAUAUAGGAGCUUACAUUAAUCUAGGUGCAUUUUACCUAGUUGGGCUUCCAGUUGGGGCUGUGCUUGGUUUUGUAGCCCAUUUAAGAGGAAAAGGGCUUUGGAUUGGAAUAGUAGCUGGAUCAAUUCUGCAAUCAACUCUUCUCUCUCUUAUCACUGCAUCCACGGAUUGGAAAAAACAGGUAAGCAUUGCAAGGGAGAGGAUAUCGAAGAAAUCUUCUACUGAGAAUGAUGAAACUUGAGUGAUAGUAAAUUUAUUAUAUUGUAUGUUUGGAAUAUUUAAUUUUUUUUAAAAUAAGAAAUUGAAUUAAUGAUAAUUCGAUAA